Messenger RNA from Echinococcus granulosus, 927 nucleotides. RefSeq lists its product as hypothetical. The transcript has 5 exons. NCBI's taxonomy places the organism in Eukaryota, Metazoa, Platyhelminthes, Cestoda, Cyclophyllidea, Taeniidae. The record is from RefSeq and is a predicted model, not a curated record. Bases 1 to 927 code for a protein of 308 amino acids.
AUGGAGUUGUCGGAUGAGGAUUUGCGGAAGGAGCUUGCAAAAUACAUGGAUCCUGUGCCACCUGCUACAGGUUCCACUCGCGAAGUUCUCAGAGCUAAACUAGCUAAAUUUCAAGCGUCUAAACCUAAAGGUACAGACGACUCACCGGAAGGGCGGACAUCCAGACGUCAAACCAUUGCGACGACCACCACAACGGUAAUAACACCAUCAACUACAGAAAAUCUUGCAUCAACUACGCCAGUUCGUCAGCGCUCACCAGAGAAACACCAAGUUGCUGAUAUCGCCUCCUCCCCUUCUGAACGCGUUUUUCACGAGGCCAGUAAAUCACGUAACGACUCGGUGCUGUACGAGGAUAGCGAGUACCGCAUUCGCUACUUCCCCUCUGCCGAGUUACCAGACUAUCCCGGCGGUCUGCCUGUUUUCCGUCGGCGCUCUCUCCAUCCUUCCGGCAACCAGGAAGCACCCUCGGACCCCUACGAAGAGUUUUACAUCCGUUCGCCACGUCUUCAGGCAAAAAUGGAUGCUGAGCGCAUCAUCUCGCGUGUUAUGAGUGGGACCGUCGGUGAGAUAAGAUCCAGGCCCACCAAGGGUAGGGCUUUCUAUCGCGAGCAGUGGUGCCGACCGGUGAAGCGAAAGUCUUGGAUUCGUCUGCCCCCCGUUCAAGCGUUCUGCGACUUUCUGUCCUACUCUCUUCUUAGUCUCUUCAGUCUUCUGUUGGCACCUUUCACUUUAGUGCGAGUGCUAUCUUAUCGCGUUUGCUCGAUCCUGGGUUUCAAGACGCUCUUCUUCUUGCUCAUCGCCUGCAUUCUGACCAUCCUAGGGAUAUUCUUUUUCCUCUCGGAUCCAUUCUAUCGCAAUCCUGUGCCGGAGUUCGUCGAUCGUAUAUCGGGACCGUUGGCAUCGUUUUUGCAAGGAGGGGAGCAUUAG